ACAGUUGCUAAAUUUGAGUUGAGCUGCACGUAAUUUGAAAUGCAAUGUAAAAUAUGUUUCGUUUAUAAAUAAAGGCGAAACCAAUGGGAGGGAAAACGAAGAUAUUUCCGUAUCCAGUAUACGCGCUAUCUUAUGGCGAUGGUUAUAUCGUUGCAUCUGGAGGAGGUGGUGGUGACGACUAUGGCAUAUCAGACAGAAUUGAAGUUUACACAUUUGGUAAUAAUCCAAAAUCUAAUGAUCUACAUCUAAAGUCAACUACGACCGAACAGAACGGUGUAUUGGAUUCUAUCGAUUUUCUCCCAAAGCAUAAGCUUUGGAUUGGUUCCCUGGAUGACUCUACCCUCUUAUUCUCAUAUAAUCCUAAAAGAGGAUUUCGUAUUCUGGCAAAAUUUAAAACAGAUCAAUCCAAGAAGGAUCCAAAACUGACUGCUUGUCGAUUUGGAGGAAAUAGGGAUAUGUUUGUUACCUGCGGAAAUGAUGGAUGCGUGAGAGUGUGGAAGUUGACUGACAAACUUCUGAAGCAAAUCAGGUCAUUUCACGAUCAAUCACAUUCAGAUGAUGGUGAAUCGACACCCCAGUAUCCUCCAACUGAAAUAUCUUCGCCUUGUCCUAUAGGUGGGAUUGGAGAUUUAACUGUUGAACCUUCACCAAUAGACCCUCUAUCUCUAGAGGAUUCACUCUCAGACACAGUUCCAUCUGUGGGUAAUUUUGGAGAUCCAAAUUCAGCAGAUUUUGAGGAUAUACAGUAUAUUGACAGACCACCCGCAGACCAGGACGGAGCUGUAGAAGGGACAUCAAAGGCUAGGGAAAGAAAAAAGAACAUGAAUAAGUACCAAACUGAAGGAUCGGACAUGGUGAAAUUGGUGUUGAAACACAAUGAUCAUAAAAAACUGGUGAAUGACUCAUGCAUAAGUGGAGAUUCCAAACUCUUGGUAUCUGUGUCUGCAAACCAUAUUAUUGCAUAUAAUAUGAAUCCCGCGAGAUUCGUCUGUGAGGAAAUGAGAGACUGGAAUUUUAAGUUCUGUCGUUUUAUAGAUACUAGGUCAUGUGAUGGAAAAUACACACUCCUAACGUGCGAAUGGACUAACAAGAAACCAAUGAGAACUACAGCAUCUUUGUGGUUCAUUGACACAGAUCAUGAAAAAUUUAUCCUACUAAAACAUGUAAAAGUAGGAGAGGUUAAAUGCAGUGCUCUUGCCCUAAGUGGCGGCGAUUCGUGCUUUGCUCUUGGAUUUGGAACCGGUUUGGUUUCCAUAUACAGAGCUCCUAGUAUGUCUCUAAUAAGGUCUGAAACUAGACACAUGUUCCCAGUGACAGAUUUGGCAUUCACGAGCACAAAACUAAUAUCAAGCGGCGCAGAUUUUUAUGUUGUCACGGGUGAUAUAUACAAGAGUCAGGUUCUAAAGUAUAUUACAAUGUCGAUGCCUAUAGCAAUUUUUAUUUCCGUUGCAAUAAAGCUUUGCUUUUCAGUAAAAAUAGAAAGAUUCAAAGAAUUGAUUUGGUCCUGCUAA
Molecule: messenger RNA, 1511 nt
Organism: Theileria equi strain WA
Lineage: Eukaryota; Apicomplexa; Aconoidasida; Piroplasmida; Theileriidae
Exons: 7
Coding region: 84-1511 (475 amino acids)
Biological process (GO): protein secretion
Cellular component (GO): endoplasmic reticulum membrane
Molecular function (GO): guanyl-nucleotide exchange factor activity; GTPase activator activity; protein binding
Source: RefSeq, a predicted model, not a curated record